Molecule: messenger RNA, 354 nt
Organism: Microdochium trichocladiopsis
Lineage: Eukaryota; Fungi; Ascomycota; Sordariomycetes; Xylariales; Microdochiaceae
Exons: 3
Coding region: 1-354 (117 amino acids)
Source: RefSeq, a predicted model, not a curated record
AUGAGCUACUUCGGCGGAUCCCCCUGCGUGGUGUGUGGGUUUCUCUUUCUGCACGUCGUAACAGCUGUGGCCCGACGGCCAACCACUGAGUAUUCGGCUGCACCCAGGCAAAUAUACCUCAUUACUGAUGUUGCUCUCCGAUCCUGGCAGGUAGGGGCGGUCAAGGUCAUUAUACUCCAUUCGAAUCAUUGGGGGCGCUUGGUAGGCAAGCGGCUGCUCGUGCACGGGUACCCAGUGUUUGCUUGGUCGCCAAUAUUUGCUGACGGCCACGGCUCGAGCGCCGAUGCGUCCAAUUACAUCAGAUCCCUGUCACACCGACUGCCGGCUGCCUCCGUUCUCGUUGGCGAAUCUUGA